Molecule: messenger RNA, 4587 nt
Organism: Blastomyces dermatitidis ER-3
Lineage: Eukaryota; Fungi; Ascomycota; Eurotiomycetes; Onygenales; Ajellomycetaceae
Exons: 5
Coding region: 813-2870 (685 amino acids)
Molecular function (GO): zinc ion binding; nucleic acid binding
Source: RefSeq, a predicted model, not a curated record
GGUAGAUUCCCAUGGAUGCCUCGCCGAAUGCUUUUGCGAAUAACUGUUUAAAAAAAUUCGGUGAAUAGGUAUAUACAUCGGCGGCAUCACCCACGAAAUCUCAGCAUACCACGGCAUAUAUUAUUUAGUUCGGUAUCGCCCGCAAGGAUGAUUAUUCUUAGAAAACUCCUCCGAACCCCGAUAAACAUAGCGCUGCCAAGCUGCCAAGCUUCCGCCAUUCCAAUCCGGGCAAUUCUUGGCAGCCGCAGCCCGAGUAGUCACGUGACAUAUUUACCAUCUCCAUCUUCCAACUGUCUUUCUGUGCAACGACGACGUCGGUUCUUUCAACGUCUCAUCAACCUCAUCGCCUUGCUGAGACCGGGGCACUGGCCUAUCUUUAUCUUCUAUGUAUUUAUAUAUUGACUUCCUUUAGGUUUUUGGUUAAUCCCUUAACUUCCGGAACGCCGGACCCAAGGAGUUCGUCACUGGCAGACCUCCCCUUUUGCCCAAUUUCCUUGUCUCGCACCUGUUCUCUAGGAAUUGGGAAUCGCCAGUCGUAUUUUUAUUUUAUUUUUGGAUAUUGCCCGUUUGUUCUUAUCAUUGUUAAUUUUUCCAGACAUUUUCUGGACAGUUUUGUUUUGCUUCGGCGCUUUCGGUGAUCUUGUGGCCACAUUGUUGUCUCCUUCCCUCAGUUUGCAGGGUCCGUUUAUCUAUCUCUGAUACUUGCAAUGGGAGAAGACUCUAGGUCUGGGCUUUGAUUGUUUUCUGCAUUUGUAUCUCGUGCUCGUUGAAAACUGGCUUGGGUUGUCCCUUUGCCUGUCAAUUAAGCCAAAAUGGCCUCGUCUGCCAUGCCCGGCGAUGGCGGGCAGCCUUUCCACGCUCAACCAGUUCCUGCCCUCAAUCACAAACAACGGGGCCAAAAGCACCCUCGAAGGGGGAAAAAUCGCCAGCACCACCCAUAUGCUGGUAGCACCGAUGGCCCACCCAAAAACUCGCAAGCCCAAUCCUGUUUUAAUUGUGGCUCCCUGGAGCAUUGGGCCCAGCAAUGCCCAGAACCUCGGCGCGAAUUUCCCGCUGGUAGUAUGAGGCCUGGUCGCCCGCCCAAAAGACAGAAAACCACAGGUUCUCACAUCUCCUCAAAUGCAGGCGACCCGCAUUACAACCACUCGCAUCGGCCCCCCCAAAGAGGCUAUACUCAUCCUCCCGUGGCGCAUUCGGGAUACCAGCCCGCACCAAUGUCAACUUCACCAUAUGGCCCCCCAACACCCAUAUCUGUGCACCCUCAUUCGGCUGGUCCCUGGUCCCAGGAACACCCACCCCCGCAUUAUAAUUCACCCCAAUCGUACGGAUUACCCACUCCCAUGGGCGGCUAUGGAUCACAGUUUGCAAGUCCAUCUACUUCUAUGCCACCCCAUCAAGGCCAUUUCCCGCCUCAUUAUUCACCUCAGUAUGGAAAGGCUGAAUAUCAUCGAAAAUCCUUCGAUCAUCGUCAACAGAUUCUACCACAGGCCGGGAGCAAUCGCCAAUCAAGAAAAAAGUGGCGUCGUUUAGACAACGUGUCCGCAAUAGCAGCUCCAAUCGAACCUUGGAUGGAGGAAUUGCAGUCCCUUGACAUCCCAGACAGCGGUGCAAAUCAAGUAGAAAUUGUCUGGAGGCCAGCCGUCCAAGUUGCCCGCCCACUUCCUUCAACCUUUGAUGAACGUGAUGAUGUGGGAAUGCUUCCGCCAUUCACAUCCCUGCCACCUGGCAUGUCUGUUUCGAAAUACAUCUUAGACAAGGGACCUGAAGAGUUUGUUUCCAACAUUAGGAACACCGAAGAUUGGCCCUUUGUGAUGUCAGAUCCUAUUUUCCUGGAGAUUUCGAUGGAAUGUGAACUUAUACCACUAGACGAGCUCAUCGCCCGUCGCAAACUGAUAUUUAAGACCCAUCGCGUCGAGCCGCCUCCUGUCGUUGAGGAAGCCAGUGAUACUAACGAAGAUAACGGAUAUAAUGAGGCAGAUGAAUCCGAUGAUGACAAAGAGGCAAAUGAAUACCAGGAGAGAGAAGUUUCCAUUGUUAAUUCUAAUGAAGAGAGCCACGAACGAGCUACGAAUAGGAGCCACUCCGGCGAGUGGUCUCGCACCCCAUCUCACACUUCACAGGCAGACCAUGGAGACGGUAUGUCUUCUCCGAGAUCAUACCCAGCGGAUGACAGGGAGUCAUUGAGGGAACCUUCUCCGGAGGUGGCAGACCAUCCAGCCUCCCCUAGUCCGAGGACGUACUACGGCCACCACGACUCUCAUGAUCAUGAGAGCUCCAGACAAACAAAUUCAAUAAACCCUGGUAGGGGGCGGUCGAAUGACAAACGACGUGGGAAUCAAAGAACCCCGAGAGAUCGGACGAAGCAGAUGGAGGUUCCAAACCGCAAAGCCUCCCAGCAAGAAGGCAGGCGUAAUGCUCCUUUUGAUCGUCGAGGAGGCCGUGGUAGCCACUUUAAUUCCCAGGAUCGACGAAAGCCAAAGCCGCAACACUUUAAAGGGACAAAUAAACCAAAGACCAAGAAAGGACCUAAUAACCGUGGACACCCAUCAAACCAGGGUGAUUCUGGGGUCCGUAACAGCAAGAACCGUGAUAGCCAAUUUGGAAUGGACGGCAACACCGGCCCCGACCACACUAAUAAUCCGCAGGAGCAUCAACGCUCCAAGGACCACGCUGAAAUUCAACAGAUGAAGCCAUUCGAUCAGCAUAGCCGCCAUGGUCAAGUUGGUGGCGAAGAUACUGGCCGCAAGAGGAGCAGGCAUGAUGAGUCGCCCACAAGACCUGAAGAACCCAGACGCCAGGAAGAUGACAUCACUCCAAAACUAAAGCGACGGCAACCUCACGUCGCUGAGGCCUACAGCCGUCGAUGGUGAACACAAUUCCGCCCUAUGAUAUGUCUCUUCUUGGCAUUUUAUUCCCUUUUCUCACAUGAUAACCCAUACCCGUCAAUAAAACUUCACUUCACUCUUUUUCCUUUUUCAGGCCAAGGGCCUUUUGGACCUAUAUUUAAUAUAUCUAUAUAUCUAUAUAUAUAAAACAAGUGGGAUUGUUUUGCGUUUGGGACAGUCUUGCUGUAUCCAAAUUUUCUUUUUGGAUUAUAACUUUGUGUCCCGUGUGAAACCUGGCUAUUUAAUCCUUGCACCCGGGAAAGGAAGUUUUUACUCCCCCGAAUGUGCAUAUUUUUCCCCGUUUGCGUAGGCAACAGCGGGAGGCUUUUUUGUACCAGAAACGGGAUUGCGUUCGGGCAAUGUUUUAAGGCCUAUUUUUAUCCUCACGUCAGUUAGUUGUGGUGCUAUUUUCUUUUUGCUGAUCCUACUAUUUUGUGCUCAUUCCGAGUUUGGCACGGCAUCAUACUUUAUUCCUCAAAAAGGCCUGGUAUAUGCGCCUAUAUCCAACCUCACAGGAAAUAUUUUACUUUAUGGGCUACUCCUGCUUCUACUGCCGCAGCCUAGUCCUACGGACAAACCCUCUCCUUCCUUUUCGAAGCGGGUUUCACAAGUAAAAGAAAACAGGACACUACGCUUGCAAAUUGCCCGCUUUUUUGUAAAACGAUAGAAGCGAUUUUCCCUUUGGCGAAUAUUCACCAGGGAUCAUCUGGUUUCGGCUUGCACAGGCCAUCCGGACAAGGGAGGCUCAAUAUCACUGCUUUCGGAUAUUUUCCUACUCAUCAUUCGGCUCAGCGGAGUAAGCCCACAGGCGCCUUUUUAUUUUUCCUAUAUAUUCCCAGUAGCCAUACGGGAAAUCCUACUAUAGGUUUUCUUUUCAUUUCUACGUUAUUCCCCUCCUUUCCUUUGACAACUGAGGAAUAUCCAAGGAACCGAAAGCUGGCCAGAUUGGAUACCCUACCGAUAACCGACAGUAAUGUCGACCUAUCCAACUAAUACACCGCUAUCUCGUUGUUUAUGGAUGGGACGAAGUUGAAUGCAUGCGCGUAGGCUACCAAGCCUCAGGUGAUAAAUGUUAUUUGUAUCCCGGUUUCUGCGGGAUUUAGGACGCUGUAUGACCAACUACUGCUAUCCGUCCGUUAGGUCAAGGGGGAAAACUACCUUCAACGAGGUGGGCCGUGAUAUUCCCAGUCCUCUCCCACGAGAUCAGGAAGUGCCUUGCGUUGGCAAAACGAUAGAUAGUAGCCUUGAUUACCAACCAACACAAACAUCCAGGCCAGCGAACGAGCUGAAUUGAGUUGAGAACCAGGGUUGCCGCCGCCAUACAAAGGGCCAGAAGAACCAAAAAACCCUUUGGUUGUUGUUCAUGUUAUGUUUGUCGAUAUUAUGUUAUUUAUAUCCUGCCGGUACACCAUGGGCUUUUUGGCCAUCUUUGCAAUCUUAUGAUAUUUAGUCGCCCAUGCGGGCACGUAAUUAAGGUUCAGAUAAAAAAUAAAAAAUAAAACUGCCAUUUGGCCAGGGCCCUUUCAUACACAUUUUACAUUUUUCCCCACUUGUAAUGCGAUGUGCUGGAUAGAACCUACAGUACAUGUUGGGUUAGUUUGAAGUUGGAUUCAAAUUUUGGCGAGCCCUUCCAAGCAGUCCAAGCAGGAGCAAUUGAAAACAAAUAAUCUACAGAACUAACACGAGCCAUCAUCGAGUCCUG